Myxozyma melibiosi is the source of this 865-nucleotide messenger RNA. RefSeq names its product Hem4 uroporphyrinogen III synthase. The transcript has 2 exons. The record is from RefSeq and is a predicted model, not a curated record. Gene Ontology annotation, biological process: uroporphyrinogen III biosynthetic process. Lineage: Eukaryota; Fungi; Ascomycota; Lipomycetes; Lipomycetales; Lipomycetaceae. Gene Ontology annotation, molecular function: uroporphyrinogen-III synthase activity. Gene Ontology annotation, cellular component: cytosol. The coding region runs from base 44 to 865 and encodes 273 amino acids.
AGAAAGGAAGAAUACGUCAUCUUCGACCUCCAACAUCAGAUUCAUGUCCAAACGGCUUGUAUACCUCAAAAACCCAAGUCCGGACUCGAGUUUAGACCCCUACGCGGGCUCUGCUGCGUCGCGCUCAUACAGCUCUGCUUUUGUGCCUGUGCUUUCGCACGAGUUUGUCGAUCAGGAUGAGUUGAAGACGUACAUCCAGGACAUGCACUCGCAUGCCGUCUCGCAGCCUGUCAAUGCGUUGAUCAUAACCUCUCAGAGAGCAGUCGAAGCUAUCGCUUCUGCUCUGGACGAGCUCACUGAUGACUCGACAAGAACAUACAUCCUCUCGCUACCCACAUUCACCGUCGGCCCCGCAACAGCCUCGCUCCUCGAAUCCCACGGAUUCACAAACAUCCUCGGCGGCGCUGAUGCCGGCAACGGCAGCAUUCUCGCAACAAUCAUAUGCGCACAGGCGGAGAAAUUUUCCCGCUGCGUUUUCUUCACGGGCGAGACGCAUAGGCUGAUUAUUCCGAAACAACUCAAGGCGGCGGGGAUCGAGUGUCUUGAGAAGAUUGUUUACAGGUCGUCUGAUGUUGCUGGUUCGGAGGGGGUUUUGAAGGAGUUACUUGCUCAGGGUGGUAGUAGCGAGGUAUGGACAGUGUUUUUCUCUCCGUCAGGAGCAUCAAAGAUUGCAAAGACAAUCGCAGAGAUCAAAGCGACUACAAACAGCAGCAGCAGCAGCAGCAGCAGCAGCAGCAGCAUAAAAGUCGCCGCAAUAGGACCCACGACCGAAGAGUUUCUACUAAACAACGGAAUCACGCCAGACGCGGUUGCGAAAAGACCAGACCCGGAAAGUCUCCUGAACGAGAUCGACAAAUGUACAUAG